UUGUGAAAGGUCAACAGGAAGAAAACAAAGCCUGAUAAAAGUUUUAUUUGCAAGAAGACACUCAAGACUUUUUAAAAGAAAAAGUGGCUUAACAAUGCUCUCCUCUAUACCCGAACUUCCUAGCUUAUAUCUAGGCAUCUCAUGACAUGGAGGACAAAGAAUCGUUUCAGGACAGGCAAGAAAAUGAGCUACAGCUCUUGCAGGCUAUGUUCAAUGAUGACUUCGAAGACUGUCGCGUGUCCGAUGCGUGGAAGGUGUAUCGUCCUCCUGAUUUUAAAUUACAUCUGAAGCCACAGAAAAGCACGCAUGAAAAUGCAGACGUACAUGUUAUGGUUGAUAUGCACAUACAGUGCCCCCCUGAUUAUCCACAAAUAUUACCUGAAAUUAAUUUUGAAAAUCCGAAAGGAAUAUCAAAUGAGAAAUUAAAAACGCUAAAGAAAGAUGUGUUAACAAAAGCCAAAGAACUAAUUGGAGAGGUGAUGAUUUUGGAGCUUUCGCAAAUUGUAACUGAGUUCCUUCACACGCACAAUGUUCCGCAACAUGAAUCGUUCUAUGAUGCUAUGGUGUCAGCUCAGAAAAAGAAAGAAGAAAAAUUAGCACAAGAACAGCAGAAAAAAGUUGAAUACCAAAGAAAAUUAAAAGAGAAAGAGAGGAAAGACAUCGACAAAGAAUUACAAAGAAGACAAGACUUACAAGCAGCUAUAAAGGAGGAGAGAAAGAAAAAGGAAAUAGCCAAUCAGAAUCAGCAAGAGAGUGUAAAGGAUUCAGAACAGGAUGGUGAAGGUCAAAGUUCAAGUUCUAAUAACUCUCCUGUCAAGAGGAGACAUCAGCCAGAUCCAGGAGAUGAUGGAAAAAGUAACAAAGGCAGAACACGAAACUCAAGCAUUAGCAAGGAGUUAAAGAAUAAUGGUCAAAACAAGUCUUCAGCAUCGAAACGCACAAGUGAUGGGUCAGUAGUCGUCACAAAGUUCAGCGCCAAGACAGACAGGGUCAUUCACAGAGGAGCUUGUUUAGGUCAGGGAAAUAGUGGAAGCACUGUUUAUGUUGGUAUGGAUGCUUCAACCGGGGAGCUUGUAGCGUUAUGCGAAUGGAUUAUGAAAUGGAAACAUAGCAAAGGACGCAAACCACUUCCAGACGAAGAAAAAAAUGCAGAGGGCUACAUCAAACAACUUCAAAGCUUAGAGCAGGAAUUCUCAGCAUUAGUGAAGUUGAAUCAUCCAAACCUGGUGCAUUUCCAAGUCUUCAAAUACACACAAGAAAAAAGUGCAAUAAUAGUUGAGGUGCUGAUGGAAUAUGUUGGUGGUGGUAGCCUUUCGCAGCAUGUUGACAACAUUACGUGUAUUCCCAUGGAAACAAUCCGGCAGUAUGCGUGUGAUCUAAUUGAAGCACUGUGCUACCUACAUGACAAAUCAGUGACGCACAAAAACCUAAAAGCUUCGUCUGUGUUCAUUGACGAGGAAGGAAAAUUGCGAGUUGCAGAUUACAGUAUUGGCAAAAGGUUGUCUAGUUUGUUUGAGACUUGUAGUUCUGGAAGUCACAGUGUAAGAUUCAGUGAUGAAAAGACCUAUGGAAGAGGUGGUAAAAAGGGAGACAUCCUAAAGUUGGGUACGAUUUUACUUGGGGUCAUUCAAGGUGAUAUUGAUGUGGGGGAGCCACCUUACAAAGUCCCUCAACAUCUUCCAUCUGAAGUGAAAGACUUUCUUGACAGGUGUCUUGAUCUUGAUGAGGGUACAAGAUGGUCAGCUCACCACCUUCGAGACCAUCCAUUCAUCCAUCCACCAAUCUCUGCAGGUGUCCAUGUUACGAGGAGUAAUGAAAACAACAACCAACAAUCAGACAAUAAUGUAAAUGUAAAUAUAUUGAAUGAGGGAAUGCAGCUAAGAUGGGGCCCGUCAAGGCUUUCCAAUGAAUUCCAAAUUAUGGACCUGCUUGGUAAAGGAGGAUUUGGAUCAGUGAUGAAGGUAAAAAACAAACUGGACAGCAAUUUGUACGCCAUUAAGCGCAUCCAGCUGGAUCCGAGCAAACAGGAGUUGACACGCAAAAUCACGCGGGAAGUGAAGCUUUUGUCACGUUUACAUCACGAGAACGUUGUUAGGUAUUAUAAUUCCUGGAUUGAAACAGCAGAGGAGCAAAUUACAACUGACGAAUCGGAGACAGGAACGUCAUCAAACACAGACGAAGCAAAGCUUCAGGAUCUUGACAACAAAAAUAGUCUCAACAUAUCUGAUGACAUCGAAAAGUUGGCUCCUAAAGUUGGUAAUUUGAACUCAUAUGAGUGGAGUACAUCUUACGAUAAUCCAAGUAUCUACCCGCAAGAGGAGAGUAGUAGUGACGAUGAGGAAGAGGAUGCAUUUUGUGGACCAUUUAUGCCAACAUUAGAAAGUGAUUCAUAUGAUGACAUCAUUUUUGAGGAUUCCGAUUAUGGAAAUUCUAGGAAAUACAACGAUUCGUUUAGUUAUGUGCUGGUUACAUGACGGGGCAAGUUGGCACUGCAUUGUACGUCAGUCCUGAGUUGUGUAAAGGUAGAGGUACCUACAAUCAGAAAGUUGAUCUAUACAGUCUUGGAAUUAUCUUCUUUGAGAUGUGUUUUCCAUCGCCAAGUACUGGUAUGGAACGAGUUAAGAUACUUCAGAAUUUACGACAGGAGUCAAUUCAAUUUCCUGAUGAAUUUGAUGAGAUCACCAUGACAGAGCAUGCGUUCAUCAUUCGUUGGCUCUUGAACCAUGACCCUAGCCAACGACCUAUGGCCUCUGAAUUACUCCGCAGCAAGCACAUUCCUCCAGCCGAGGAGGAGAAUAAAAGACUGAAUGAGAUGUUGAUCCAGACAAUAGCAAACACAGAAUCAACUGCAUACCAUCGGAUGAUGGCAGAGCUCUUCUCACAGGAGGUCACUCCCACUGCAGACUUCAUCUAUGAUACCGACAUUCAUAAGGGUCAACACCAUCUGAAGCCGUCAGUAACAGAACAGAACGUGUAUUACACCAUUUGCCGUGUGUUUGAAAAACAUGGUGCCACUCGUCUUUCCACUCCUUUACUACUACCAAAAAAUGAAUUGUAUCAGAAUACAGAAAUGUGUGUGACAUUGAUGGACCAUAGCGGAGGACUGGUUACAUUGCCCUAUGACCUUAGGGUUUCUUUUGCACGUUAUGUUGCAAGAAAUAACAUUACAAGAUUAAAAAGGUUAGAAAUUAAAAGAAUUUUUUCAGAAAAAAAAUUAUAUGGCAGUCAUCCACGUGAGCUAACAGAAUGUUCAUUUGACAUCGUGAGUAGUACGCAAGGUACCCUGAUUCCAGAUGCAGAGGUGUUACAUGUCGUUACAGAGAUAAUUAACGAGUAUCCAUCGUUACAGGCUCGCAACUAUUUCAUUCAUAUGAAUCACACACUCUUGUUAACAGCCGUCUUGAAUCACUGUGGGAUUCCUGAGAACAAGCAUAGCGCUGUGUACAGCAUUCUUAGUGAUGCCAAAGUUGAAAGGUUAACCAAAGUACAGAUCCAGACAAGGCUUGUUAGUCUAUCAAUCACAGAACAACAAGUUAGUAAUUUAUACAUGUAUGUUGAGAUGGAAGGCCCAAUAAGCCAGAUUAAUAGGCAGCUAAAACUGGUGUGUAAGGGCAAAGGACCAAAUGCCUCAAUGGCUAAGCAGGCUCUGCACGAGCUGGAGACGGUCAUAACAAAUGCUCAAGUGCUUGGAGUAAGAGCAGAGAUAAAGAUUUCCUUGUCUCUCGUUUACAAUGUUCACCUUUAUUCUGGUAUAAUGUUCCAAUUUGUUGCCAAUUUACGUCGUAAAAAAGGCAAAAGUGGAAUGGAUGUACUUGCUGCUGGAGGCAGAUAUGAUAAACUAAUACCUUUAUUCAGACAUGCUGUGUCCACGUCAUUGCAAAGUUUGCUCUGCCCUUGUGCUGUUGGGGUUAGCAUUCACUUAGAGAAGAUUGUAGUAGCUGCUUUACAGGACUCAGAUGAGACUCCUAGUUCUUGUGAUAUUCUAGUAUGUGCAAUUGGUAGUAGCUGCUCAAUGAAGGACAAGUUGAAAUGUGUUCGUGACCUUUGGGCCGUUGGGCUCAAAGCAGAUAUUCUUUGUGACACGUUGCUGGGAUUAGAAGAAAUCCAGGAAUAUUGUAAAUCUGUUGGAAUAACUCACAUGGUGCUAAUUAAGGACUUAGAAAGUCAGAAAGUGAAGGUCAGGUCAAUUGAGAAUGAGAAGAAUCAGAUUGAGUUUAAGGAGACAAGAGUCGACAUCAGUGGACUUGUAGAAUACUUCCUGCAAAAAAAAUCAUCUCAUGAAAAAGUUGAAUCUUUAGACUCUGGAGUGUCUUGUAGCAAGUCGCCUGGGCUACAUCAUCAAAUUAGCGCUGAUUCAGUCACGAUCAAUGCCUCUUAUAAUAUUCGCUUUGUACCGCAAGACAAACUGGAUGCUGUUGAUCGAAAGAGAAUUGAGAGAAGGAUACAAUCAAGAAUCUCACAGCUUCUUGAAAACUUCUCUUCCAAGACUAAAGUUGAAGUUGUAGCAGUUGAUUUGCCUAUGUCUGUUGUUAAGAGUAUGAUAGCAACUUUAGAUUUUGAUAACGAUGAGAACUCUUAUCAUGAUAGUGUAUUUCACUUGAUGGAGAAACACCAAAAAUACAGAAAAUACCUGAAAGUUAUCUGCGAUGAACUGAUGGAGAUCAAGAUCGAGACGAAGGUGACAGAUGUUCUUGUCCUGUACACAUACAAAGACAGGGAAGAGGGUUACAAAGUGGUCAUAUGAGCCAUUACUUAAAAAAUUGAUUGACAGAACAGAGUCUGAUAGAGAAAUCUAGUUGACGUUGAUUCCUGGCAAUCAAAAGAUGUAACCAAUAGCUCAACAUAACUUGCAAGACUUCACAAAUGAAUACUGUUACCUGUGGCCACUAAAAUCUUGAAGUGCCUAACAUGAUGUUGAUGAUGAGGAUGAGCAGUUGUGCCACUGGGAGUGUUGGGGUGGUCAGAGGGUGAAUUUUCUCACUGAUCAUGACUGGACCACCGUUGUCUGAUACCACAACAAAGUUGUUGGACCAAAAAUAUUAAUUUGCCUACCCAGAUAACUUUACUUUGAUCGCCAAUUCCUAAAUAUGUGUUCUAAAAGCAUAAUUUUGGGCCAUACUUAGCCGCAGAAAUCUCCUAAUGAACCCUACGAGGGAUUUUUUUCUAGGACUUAGGCCGAGGUUGUGGGUUCAGACACAUCUGUUGCCAAAUUUCAGAAGCACACCACUGAAGAUAAUGAUGAGGAUGAAAACGAUGACGAAGCUACAAAAGAAUGUUUUUAAUUUUCAGGGAAAUUACCUUUAGGGCAUUAUUUCUAACCGUCAGAAAAAAAUGUAAAGAUUAUUGCUGUAAAAUGCUAACCAAACAUAAAACCCAUCCAGUAUUUAACUUGAAACUUCUGAUUGAAAUCCAGUACUCUAUUUAUGACCUACCUACAAUAAUUAUCUAUUACUAGAGGAAAAAAAACGUUUCAACCUAUGUACAGUACUGGUAUCAGAUGCUACUGAUGAUUGUCAUAGAUGAUGAUGAUAAAUCGAGAAUGUGUACCUACAUUCUUUUACUUGUACAGAUAUUGGUGUGAAUUUCAGAGACAGGGAGCAUGUGUUUGUUAUUAUUUUACAAUACUUAAUGUAUGCCUAAUAACAGUAACCCUAUACUCUAAUAGUAACCCAUCCUAAAAAUCAAACAAAGGGAUAAAGACCUAUGGUUUUAAUUAAGAUGAUUAUGGUACUUUUUAGUAAUCAACCCUUUGUUCAAAAACAAGAAGCUGGCAUAGCCAGUAGUGGGACCAGGAAAGGUUGGGAAGAAUGGCAUGAAAAGGCAUGAAAUUGUAACCUGAAUGGGAAUGAUUGUGCUACAAAAUCAAGAAGAAAUUUUCCUAGCCUAGUAUUAGAAUGUAUCAUCUAAUGUUGAUAGAUGUUUGAUUUUUCAACUGACACCGUGACUUAAAUUUAGAGGUAGCUACACAAUAAGCAAUACUAAUAUAUUUAAAUAAACACAAGAAUAUGUAUACAAUUUGUUGAAUCACAAUUAACGUACUGUACCCUGUCCGUGUACAUGGCUUAAAUUUAUUAUUCAAAUUAAUUGAAACCAUGUACAGGAGCAUGGUAGUUUAUAAAAAUUAUAGUUGUCUGGGACUACAGUAUAUAUUAUUUGUAUAUUAAAACAGCAUUCCAUUCCUGUCCAACCUAAAGUGUUUCCAAUUAACACAAAUGAGUUCCUUUGAAAUGUUUUUUUUUAUUUCACCAUGACAUUUAUAUGACAGUCUUUAUCUAUUAGUACAGUAUAACCUUACUGUAGCUUUGUAAAUUUUAUUUAAAUUUAUAUUUAUUAAUUUUGGAUUAAAAUAUAGACAAUUAUUCCUAUUAUAUGUAUAAUUUUAAAUCAGAUUUGCUCUAUAAAUUGCCACAAUAUAGUAUUUGAGCAAUAAUUUAAAAAUGAAUUUCUUAUUUAUAGAAGUCUGCCCGGGUUAUCAAAUUUUCUUUGACAAAAAUCUGUUGUAUGCCCAUAUAUAUAUAGUCAUGAUGUUACUUUUAAAUUUUGUGCUGAAGCUUAUCAUCCAUUAUGUGUAGAAUUAUUCUAGAAACCAACUCAUUCUAUUUUAUCUAUAGUAUUUGCAUUAAUAAAAUGUAUCUUACAACAAAA
This is a messenger RNA of Anneissia japonica, 6645 nucleotides long. RefSeq names its product eIF-2-alpha kinase GCN2-like. The record is from RefSeq and is a predicted model, not a curated record. Lineage: Eukaryota; Metazoa; Echinodermata; Crinoidea; Comatulida; Comatulidae. Gene Ontology annotation, biological process: DNA damage checkpoint signaling; regulation of translational initiation by eIF2 alpha phosphorylation. Gene Ontology annotation, molecular function: eukaryotic translation initiation factor 2alpha kinase activity; ATP binding; protein binding.